AUGGUGGCGGUGGGCGUCGGCGACGACGGCUGGGCGCGGCUCACCUCGCGCUCUGACGCCGCGGAGGGCCUGGGGCGGAGGCAGGAAUGGGAGGUGGAGUUCGCCCGCUACUUCGCUUCCCCCCUGCGCGACACCUCGACGACGACGACGACGCCGCCGCCGCCCGGCGUCCGUUACGUCACCAGCGCCACGGAUUGCCAUCCCGGCGCCUGGCUCCCCGCCGCCACGCCUGCCGCUCUUCGCGUCUCCCGCUCCAGCCACCCCUCCGCGGCCCCAGUCCUCACCGUCUCCGUCAUCGGUGUCGUCUUCGAGGAGCACUUUGUGUCUAUCCUCAACUUCUCAUGGCCUCAGCUCACAUGUGGGGGACAAUGCCCAGGAAGUGGGAGCAGGGUGCUCUUUGUGAGCUUUUGUGAUAAAUCCAAGCAGAUACAGAAGUUUGCUCUACGUUUCCCACAGCUCAGUGAUGUGGAGUCGUUCUUAAAUUGUGUGAAGGAAUGCUUAGGUGACACCAUGGAUAUUGCAUCAUCUGGAUGCGACUACAUAUGUGAAGAUUCAUCAUCACGAUCAGAAUACAUUGCUUCCAAUGAACUUCCCCACAGCUUUGAGGAGCCAGCUUCAGAUCACAGGACAGAGGCACCAGCAUUAUGCUACCAUGAGGAACCAGACCUGCCUGUUUCUGAACCUCUCCUUACUUCCAACAUUGACAAUAUCAACUCUGGUUUCCCUCUUAGUUUCACUGAAAUGCUGACAAAUUUGUCAUCUGAGACUGAAUAUGCAUUGUGCAUGUACGGAUCAGAUGCGGUGGACCUGCAUCAACUGGGUGGAACUGACCAUCCUCAAGAUGUAUUGUAUGGCGGAUCAGAUGCGGAGGACCUGCAUCAAACUGACCAUCCUCAAGAGAUAAUAUAUGGCGGAUCAGAUGCGGAGGACCUGCAUCAACUGAGUGGAACUGACCGUCCUCAAGAGGUGUUCACACAAGAUACUUGUCAUGAUGUAUUUCCUUCAAUGGCAGUUGCCAGUAAUGAAAAUACUGCUGAUAAAGAAACUGAUACUAGCAAGUCAACAAAAGAAAUUGAUACUAGUAAAUCAACAAGUGAUAUUAUGGCAAGGAUAAAGACAUAUAUGGCUGAUGAGUCAUUCCAUGAUAUGCUGUCCAAGCUUGAGAGAGUCAUUGAUGAACUGGGUGUGGACUUGUCAGUCUACUCCUAG
Molecule: messenger RNA, 1209 nt
Organism: Triticum turgidum subsp. durum (durum wheat)
Lineage: Eukaryota; Viridiplantae; Streptophyta; Magnoliopsida; Poales; Poaceae
Source: the annotation of a GenBank genome assembly